Messenger RNA from Mercurialis annua (annual mercury), 4780 nucleotides. RefSeq names its product protein RNA-directed DNA methylation 3. The coding region runs from base 124 to 4584 and encodes 1486 amino acids. Gene Ontology annotation, biological process: transcription elongation by RNA polymerase II; regulation of transcription by RNA polymerase II; regulation of DNA-templated transcription elongation. Lineage: Eukaryota; Viridiplantae; Streptophyta; Magnoliopsida; Malpighiales; Euphorbiaceae. Gene Ontology annotation, cellular component: DSIF complex. Gene Ontology annotation, molecular function: mRNA binding. The record is from RefSeq and is a predicted model, not a curated record. The transcript has 19 exons.
CAGUGCCACCAGUCACUCUUUUCAUCUUCACGCCAAACACUCUUCCAACUCCCUCUCUCUCUCUGUCUAUGUAACACAUUUUUCAAACUCAACAGACACAUUCCCCGCGUUCUCUCCGGCGAAAUGUCAACCAAAGGUAAGGCGGUCGCUGUCUCCGGCGAUGGCGGAAAACGGAAGGGAAGCGGUGGAGCUGACGAUGACGACUCCGCCAGUCGGAAGAAAAGGAAUCGCGAAAUCCUUCAGUUCUUCGAAGAUACAGCUGAUGUUGACGAUGAGUAUGAUAAUGAUAGCGAUUUUGACGAUUUUGACGAUGACGAUUUUAACGUUGAGCUACAAUUCAAAAAAGAACCUCCAAAAACACCAAAUAUUCCAGUUAUUCCCAAGGAGGAGGUGAUGUAUGAAGAAGAAUUUGAUAAGAUGAUGGAGGAACGCUACAAAAAUGGUUCUACCUUUGUUAGGUAUGCUGAAGAUGGUUUUGAGGCUAAAAUAGUUGAAAGAGAUUCUGUUCUUCCAUCUGUUAGGGAUCCAACUAUUUGGAAGGUCAAAUGCAUGGUUGGACGUGAGAGGCAUUCAGCUUUCUGCCUUAUGCAGAAGUUUAUUGACUUGAAAGCUCUAGGUACCAAGCUACAAAUAAUUUCAGCAUUUUCUGUUGACCAUGUGAAGGGUUUUAUUUUUAUUGAAGCUGACAAGAAACUUGAUAUUAAUGAGGCUUGUAAGGGAAUUUGUAGCAUAUAUCCUUCCAGAGUGGCACCAAUUCCAAGAAAUGAAGUUUCUCAUGUGCUCUAUGUUAGAAGUAAAUCUAAUGUAGUUAGUGAGGGAAUGUGGGUCACUGUCAAGAAUGGAAAAUACAAGGGGGAUCUUGCACAGAUUGUUGCGGUUAAUGAUGUACGGAAAAAAGCAACAGUGAAGCUUAUUCCUAGAAUUGAUCUUCAAGCAUUGGCACUAAAAAUUGGUGGGGGAGUUUCUAUGAAAAAUGUUGCUACACCUGCUCCAAGAUUGAUCAGCUCAAGUGAACUCGAGGAGUUCCGGCCCCUUGUGCAAUUUAGGCGUGAUCGUGAUACUGGGUUGCAUGUUGAGGUUCUUGAUAAUCUGAUUCUCAAGGAUGGAUAUUUGCUUAAAAAAGUGUCUCUAGAUUCAUUAAACUGUUGGGGCGUUGUUCCAUCAGAAGAGGAGCUGUUGAAGUUCCAGCCUUCUGAGAAUUUUGAGUCUGACAACACAGAGUGGCUUAAACAGCUUUAUGGUUCACCGAAGAAAAAACGGGUAAUUGGAAAUGAUAAAGGUGGUGAGAAAGGGGAGAGCUCAUCAGGGUCAGGCAUGCAAAAUGGCUUUGAACUGUAUGAUCUUGUGUGUUUUGGCCGCAAAGAUUUUGGUCUUGUUGUAAACAUAGAAAAGGAUGACUAUAAGAUUCUAAAAGAUGGACCAGAAGCACCAGUUGUGGUUAAUGUUGCACGGACCUCAUUGAAACGUGCACCAUCUGAUAUAAGAUUUAUCGCUUUGGACCACCACAAAAACACAUUAGCAAUUAAUGAUACUGUCAAGGUGGUGGAAGGGUUAUUAAAGGAUAGGCAGGGAGUCAUUAAGCAAAUUUAUAGAGGAAUCGUUUUUAUGCAUGAUGAGAAUGAGAAUGAAAAUGGUGGUUAUAUUUGUUCCAAAGGUCAACUAUGUGAGAAAGUCAAGCUUUCAUUUGAUAUAUCAAGUGAAAAGGGUGGCGAUUCAGGUGCCUUCACUUUUGAAGAUUUUCCGUCAUCUCCGAAAUCUACCCUGUCACCUGAAAGACCAUGGCAAACGAAGGACGAUAAUCAGGAAUUUAACCGAGGGGAGAAGGAUGGGAUGUAUACCAUUGGUCAAACAUUGAGAAUUCGGAUAGGACCUUUGAAAGGGUACCUUUGCCGUGUUUUGGCUAUACGUUUUUCUGAUAUUACUGUGAAGCUCGAUUCUAAGCAGAAAGUUCUUACAGUGAAAAGUGAGCACCUCUGUGAGGUUCGUGGGAAAAGCUCUGCUAUGGCUGUGAGUGACAAUCCAGGGUCCAGUUCUUUCAAGCCAUUUGAUAUAGCUGGAAAUGAAGGCACCUUAGCAGGUUGGUCGGAUGGAGCAGGAACAUCAGCUGAUGGUGAUAAGUGGAACACUGGAGGUGCCGCCCCAGAGAGUAAUUCUUGGGCCAGCUUCCCUUCAUCAGGCUUAAAGCUUCAAUCUGAAUCAAAUGCCGCGGAUGCAUCAGGUUUUGCUGGUAGUGAUGUUCAAGAAGAUGCCUGGGCCAAGAAGGCAACCUCGAACCAGAAUUCGUCUUGGGGGGCAGCUGCAGCCAGUGACAAACGUGCUGACAAUAAUGAUCAAGCUGAUGCUGCGGGGAAAAGUGAGGAUUGCUGGAACAAAACACCUGCUAAUAUAGGGUCUAGCUGUGGUGCAUCCGAUGGCUGGGGGAAAGCAAUUUCAUCUACUGCAGAUCCAGCUGGUUCUUCUAAAGAUUCUGGAGACGGAUGGGAUCAAGCAAAAAACGUUUCUGGAAGUUCUGCAUUUGGUGGUGCUGCUUGGGACAAAGGGAAAAAGACUGCUGAGAAUUCAACUAGCAGUUGGGGAGAUAUAGCUUCUGGUAAAAAACAGGAAGUCUCUUGGGCCAGUAAAGAUGUAGAAUCAGGGUCCUGGGGUAAGAGUACAAGUUCCAAUACUAGUGAGGAAAACUUGAACAAGGGUAACGCAUGGAAUGAACAGAAAUCUCAUAACAAAGGGGACACUUGGGGAAAUGUUGCAGAAGCUCAAAAGCCAACUGAGAAUUGGGGCAACGCAGGUGGCAGCCUGGAUCAGCCAGAAUCAAAAGGUGCCAAUGAGGCAAAUUGGAGUAACCAGAAAAGUCAGAGUCAAGAUGCAGCUGGUUGGAUGAAAAGUGGAUCACAAAGCCAAAAUCAGACGGAUAGUUGGAAUAAAGAAAAGACAUCUGCAGAUGGGGGAUCCUCUUGGGGUAAACAAGGAGAACCUAAGACCUUCAAGGCUGAUGGUGACUCUUCUUGGAAUAAGAAAGAGGAAUCCGGUAUGGAAAAACAAGAUGGAGGUUCUUCUUGGGGCAAACAAGAUGGUGGUUCCUCUUGGGGCAAAAAGGAUGGAGGUUCCUCUUGGGGAGGGUCUUCCCAUAAAGAAGACAAAAACCAAGAUUUCGGUGGUUGGAACAAGUCAGAUGGUGGACGUGGGUCAGGUGGGACGAGGGGAAGAGGAGGUGGUCGAGGUAGAGAUCAAUCUGACUGGGGUGCUCCUAAAGAUUCUAAUACAUCUAGCUGGGCUAAUAAAACUAGUAGUGAGGAUGAUAAACAGCCUUCUGGUUGGGGUAGUAAUCCCGACUCUUCUGGGAAGAAGUCCAGCUGGAAUCAGAAAUUUGAUGGAACUGCAAAGGAAACUGAGCCCAAUAAUCAAGGGGUUGGUUGGGGUAGUGGGAAAGCUUUGGAUGGAGGGUCAGCAAAGGAAUGGGGUUCAAGUGGAAGCUGGAAAAAUGGAUCAAAUGAUGCAGGUAAAAAUCAUGAUUCUGAGGGUGGCAAAGUGGGCAACUGGAACUCUGGAUCUGGAGAUGCAGGCUCUUCUUGGGGCAAGAAAAGUAAUUGGAAUUCUGGAGAUGCGGGUGGAAAUGCAAGUUCUUCAUGGGGCAAAAAAAGCAAUCUGAACUUAGAAUCCAGUGAUGCAAACCAAAGUUCUGACUGGGGUAAGAGCAGUACCUGGAACUCUGGUUCUGGUGAUGCAGGGCAAGAUUCUUCUGGUUGGGGCAAAAAAAGCAGUUGGAACCAGGGUUCUUUUGCUGCCAAAGGUGAUGACCAAAGUGAGGUUUCUGGUGAUAGAGGCAGUGGCGGGAAUUGGAGGGGCGGUGGUGGAGGUAGAGGUGGUUUCGACAGAGGGGGCUUUAGAGGUAGAGGAGAUAGAGGUGGUAGAAAUGGUUCAGACAGGGGAGGCUAUGGAGGUAGAGGCAGAUCUGACAGAGGAGGAUUUGGAGGUAGAGGUUGGUCAGACAGAGGAGGUUUUGGAGGCAGAGGUAGAUCUGGAAGAGGAGGGAGUGGUGGUGAUUGGAAUAACAAUGAUUCUGGUGGCUCUGACUGGAAGAACGGAGGCAAUUAUAAUAAUAAUGGAGGAUGGAAAAGUAGCAGCGGAGGCAGUUGGAACAAAGAUGGUGAUGAUAAGGGCCAAUCUCAGAGUUGGAGUUCCGGAAAUGGUGGAACUAGCAAUCAGUCUGGCGGUUGGAGCAGCCAGGGCUCAGGCUGGAAUCAAUCAGGAAAAGCUAAAGAAGGUGAAGCUGGUGGUUGGGGUGGAAAUAAUUCAGGCUCGAACCAAUUAGGAAAGGCUACAGAUAGUGAAGUUGGCGGUGGCUGGAAGAAAGAAGAGGCUCCUAGCUCUCAGGGCGGUGGCUCAGGUAGCCAAGGGGGUUGGGGCAAUGCAGGUACAACCAGCACUCAACCUAACACUUGGAAUCAAUCUAGUGGAGGCCAGUCAUCUGGUUGGAGUGAACCAAAAGAGGCGAAAGAAGGAGCUAAUGGUAGUGGGCAGGCAGGUAGUUCUUGGGGUAAAACACCCACAAGCGGAGGCGAAGGAAGCAGCAAAGGAGGUUGGUAAUAAUUUAAAUCUUUAAACUAGUCGUGUUAGGUUAUUUGGCAGCUGUCUGUAUAUAUGGGUUUCUUACUCUUCUUUUGCACUAUUUAUCUUGCAAUCCGUGCCUAACCCGCCCUUCCCUGUGGCUUUUUGGACCCUGCUACUCUUCUGCAAUUGGGCAUUUGAAGAAAAUAUGUUUUGCUUUGCGUUAUUAUUGAUA